UUCUUCUCCAGGCAGGGGAAAAGAAUCGAAUUCCGAAUUCGCGAUCGGAUCGAGUGCCCCGCCCCUCUCCUCGACAUUUUGCCCAGGGAGGGAGAAAAGGUAAGGCAUGGAGCCUUCUGGUCGGAAAGAAAAACCCAAGGUGAAGGAGCCUGUGAGCCGAGUAGAGAAAGCCAGGCAGAGAUCAGCUCAGCAGGAACUGAAGCAAAGACAAAGGGCAGAGAUUUAUGCUCUCAACAGGGUAAUGACAGAGCUGGAGCAGCAGCAGUUUGAUGAGUUCUGUAAGCAGAUGCAGCCUCCAAGAGAAUGAGCUCUCCCCAGCAUUGAGACCAGGUCAGCAUCAUCUCUCUGAAGACCUUUUUUCUGGAUUGUUUUUUUUUUCAGUUCAAGUUGUUUGGGGAGGUGGGGGAGAGAAAAAAAAAUCAUUGUUUCUAGUGAGACUUUCAUUUCUCCAAGAAAACAAAUAAAAUAAAAAAUCAAGGCCUGCUUGUCCAAGCCUUAGCUUG
Trichosurus vulpecula (common brushtail) is the source of this 503-nucleotide messenger RNA. It is a transcript of the gene SVBP, whose product is annotated as small vasohibin binding protein. Lineage: Eukaryota; Metazoa; Chordata; Mammalia; Diprotodontia; Phalangeridae. Gene Ontology annotation, cellular component: apical part of cell. Gene Ontology annotation, biological process: protein secretion; negative regulation of protein ubiquitination. Bases 107 to 307 code for a protein of 66 amino acids. The record is from RefSeq and is a predicted model, not a curated record. The transcript is spliced from 4 exons.